Gossypium raimondii (Peruvian cotton) is the source of this 426-nucleotide messenger RNA. RefSeq lists its product as uncharacterized. The record is from RefSeq and is a predicted model, not a curated record. The transcript has 2 exons. The coding region runs from base 1 to 426 and encodes 141 amino acids. Lineage: Eukaryota; Viridiplantae; Streptophyta; Magnoliopsida; Malvales; Malvaceae.
AUGGAACUAUUUGAAGCGUUGUAUGGUAGGAACUGUAGGACUCCCUUUUGUUGGUCAGAAUUGGAUGAAAAGCGGAUCAUUGUGCCAGAUUUCGUUUUGAAAAAAAAGGAGAAAGUGAAGUUGAUAUGUAAGAGGCUGAAGGUGGCCUCAGACAGGCAAAAAUCUUAUAUAUAUUUGAAAUGUCAUGAUAUCGAGUUUCAAGUGAGAUAUAAGGUGUUUUUGAAAGUUUCACCUUGGAAGAAGGUCCAAAGUUUCAGAUUGAAGGAACUUGAGCGUAACUAUGAUGUCUUCCAUGUGUCCAUGUUACAAAACUAUUUAUCGGACACAUCUCAUAUUGUUCCGGUAGAAGAGAUCAAGGUUCGACCUGAUCUCACCUAUGAUGAGGAGUUGGUUGAGAUUUUGGCUCAAGAGGAGAAGGUUUUAUAG